AUGCCACCCUUGCGCGAUACGGCGGAGAAGGAGGGCGCCUUGUCCAGCAGCGACCUUCGCGCCUUGAGAAUGGAGCUGCAAUACCUUCCCGACCCCGCCAAGCUCGCCGAUCAUGUCCACUACACCCUGCGCUGUGCUAAACCCGAAAAAGCGCUCGAGCUGUGCCGUCUCGCCAGCAAAGACAUGAACUGUGUUGUCAGCUGGAACCAUGUCGUCGACUGGCAUAUGAAGCAAGGCCUUGUGAACGAAGCUGUCAAGGUCUACAACGAGAUGAAAAAACGCGCUCAGUUUCCGGACUCGUAUACCUACCUGUUGCUUCUACGAGGGCUCAUUGGCACGCAAGCGAUGAGCAAGAAGACCCAGGUGAAGGAGGAAGAUGUGGCUAAGGCGGUCAGCAUCCAUGCUUCAAUGCAUUCUCCUACGAGUAGAGUGACGCCGAGCAUCAUGCAUACGAACGCCGCAUUGCAGGUUUGCUCUUUCGGGCAUGAUAUGGAUGCCUUUUGGGGCAUAGCGAGCAAACUCCCGGAGCACGGGCCUGGAUCAGCGGACCAUCGCACCUACUCCAUUAUUCUUAAUGCCAUCCGACAAGAAGCACUGCGAGACACUCAAGAACUGGAAAGCAGCAACGCAAGCAUCAAGCGCCGCACAGCCGCCAAUGAAGGCCGACGACUGUGGCGCGAAGUGAUCCAGAAAUGGCGCAGUGGCGUCAUUCAGAUUGACGAAGAGCUAAUCUGCUCGAUGGCCCGAGUGCUGCUCAUUAGUGACCGGCUGGCAGACUGGGAUGACGUGCUUAAUCUGAUCAAACAGACGAUGAACAUCGACCGUCUGCUCGCACAAUUGGGCACCGCGCACCGACAGACAGCCCACGUGCCGCAAACUGACCCCUCCUCGUUGGACCUGGAUGCGGAAGAAGGCUCUCACGAACUGUCACUCAUCGACCAGAAAGAACAUGACACUUCGAAAGACAGCCCAGCAGCCAAAGUCUUCAAACCCAUCACCGUCCUCCUGCCCAAAUCCGAUAUUAAGCCCUCCAGAUUCAGGCCUUCACCCCCGGCUUCACUCCCCUACGUCUCGCCCGGUACUUCAACGCUCUCCGUCCUGAUCCAAGCCUGUACCUCCAUGCGUGUACCCAAGACCGCGCUCGCUUACUGGGACCUUCUCACACAGGCUCCGCACGAGGUAAAACCAGAUUUGGAUAACUUCCACAACCUCAUCCGUCUGCUCGGGAAGAAUCGCUCCUCAGCCCGCGUGGCGCAGGUUCUAUCUUCAAACCUUCAGACUGCAGGGGUGAAACCGACACCGCUAACCUUCCGCUUGGCGAUGGAUGUGUGUGCGAGGGACUGGAAGAACGUCAAUGUGCUCGACAGUGCUACUACGAUUAUCGAUGUCAUGGAUGAGACGCAGCGCCACGUCGAUAUAGAGACCCUAAGUAAGUAUCUCUCACUG
Messenger RNA from Baudoinia panamericana UAMH 10762, 1446 nucleotides. RefSeq lists its product as uncharacterized. The transcript has a single exon. The record is from RefSeq and is a predicted model, not a curated record. NCBI's taxonomy places the organism in Eukaryota, Fungi, Ascomycota, Dothideomycetes, Mycosphaerellales, Teratosphaeriaceae. The annotation marks the transcript as partial. Gene Ontology annotation, molecular function: protein binding.